Messenger RNA from Lentinula edodes (shiitake mushroom), 264 nucleotides. RefSeq lists its product as uncharacterized. Lineage: Eukaryota; Fungi; Basidiomycota; Agaricomycetes; Agaricales; Omphalotaceae. The transcript has a single exon. The record is from RefSeq and is a predicted model, not a curated record. The coding region runs from base 1 to 264 and encodes 87 amino acids.
AUGUCUAUUCAUAAAAGUCAAGGACAGACAAUUCAUCGUGUUAAAGUCGAUCUCGGGCGUGUCUUCGAGAAAGGUAACCACAAUUCAUCCCCAUCGCUGUCCAGCGAAUUGACUCUCGUGUUAGGUCAAAGUUACGUGGCUCUCUCCCGAGCCUCGUCCAUCGAGGGUCUGCAAGUUAUUGGAUUCAAUCCCAAAAAAGUCAUCGCUCAUCAUAAAGUGAUUGAGUGGAAUCAAACUCUACAAAGCGUUCACGAGAAUAUCUAA